Mesorhabditis belari is the source of this 822-nucleotide messenger RNA. NCBI's taxonomy places the organism in Eukaryota, Metazoa, Nematoda, Chromadorea, Rhabditida, Rhabditidae. The record is from the annotation of a GenBank genome assembly.
AUGUACAAAUUGAUAUCUCUGCUUGUCCUCCCUUGUCUAGCAUUUGCCUAUCCUCCUCGCUGGGGAGCCGAUCCGUUCAGCCCGCUUGGACCAUGGACAAAAAGGGGCCCGCCAUGUGGAUUGCCGAGAUUCAUUGAUAAACUUCCGGAGACUUACAAAGAAAAGGUAAAAGUCAUUUGGUCCACCUACAAGGAAGGAGAAGAGUGCGACAAACAACAUAGAGAGACAAGAAAACUCGUCCACACCUUGCCUGAAGAGAUCCGAGAUGCGAUCUUCGCCGGAAAGUGUGGUCCAUCGUUCUUGAGAAAUGUCUCCAAGGCGAUCAAAAUGGAGUUCCGCGCCGUGUGGUUCGAUCACAAAAUGGGACUCGACGAGAAGGAGACCGCUUUGAAGAAACUUGCCUAUGCUCUUCUCAAUGGAGAAGCUUUGGCUCUUUUCAACAAAUGGGAAGAGGAGCUUCAAAUCAGAAAAAUCGAAUUAUCCGAGCGAGUGGCUGCCCUUUCUCCCGACGCUAAACAAGCCUAUGACACGUGGAAGAGAAUUAGACAAGAGGAGCGAAAUUUCUUGGGCAAUCUUCCCAAGGAGGUUCGUGAGGAGUUGAAGACCCUUUGUGGAUGGCAUCAAACAAAGAAACAAUUGCCUACAUCUACCCAAAUGGCCACAACAACAACUGAAGAACCCUCAACCACUUCCCUUUCCAUCUCUUCAACCACUCCUCCACCAAUCGUCGAAGAGACGCAGAAAGAAAAAGAGUUCCGCGUUUUCCUCGACGUGCAAAUGCCCGAUGAUUUGGCGACAGAGGCCGAGUGUUCAUUGUACUUG